AUGGACCCCAAAUCAUUGGAAUCACUUAGAGAGUGCAAAUUGAAUCUCCUUGAGAUUCUGGAGGUUCAAUCACGUGACUGGGCAACAGAACACUAUAAACAGCUGAUAAAAAAGGCGGGAAAUGAGGCGAAAUUGAUCAUCACAACAACAGCUAACUACCUGCUGCAAUUAAAAGAGGAGCUGAAGGAUCUGAGAGAAAUUCUCCGGAAACUGAACAUAAAAAUGGCAGAGGAAGUACUGGGGAUAGUAGUCAAGGGUUUAUUUACAGACGGAGAAACUCUAGAAACGAAUGAAAAAGAUGAACUUAAAAGCUUGAAAAGUGAUGAAUUCCGUUUUGAGUAUGGGGAAGCGGAUACUCUCCAUGAUAGACAAGUUAAUAUUAAGUUGAAUCUAGACAUCAAAAAGUCUAUCAUACAGACCAGGGAGAUCUUAGAUGAAGUGGAUGAUGACAUUAUGGUAAACACCACAGCUGUUGAAAAGCUGGAAGAUUUCAUCCAGAAGUGGGCAGAGAAACUUCUAGAAGAGGAAGAGGCUGAUAAGCCUACAGAAGAGGAAGAAAUCGUGCCUGCAAACAAUGAAGAGGAAGGUGCAGACACUGAGGCUGAAAAAGAGGAAGAAGGUCAAAAGAAUAAAGAAAGAACUUUAAAUGGAGAUGAGACGAAUCAGAACAAUGAGAGCAGAAGCACAGAAGUGGAAGAGAUUCAGAAAGAAGACAGACUGUCUCAGAAUGUUGAUGAUGAAGAUGUCGCAAAAAGCAAUAAUGGAGAAAACCAGAUCAGUGAUGACAUUGACAAGGACACUCUUAAAUUAGAGGUUGAAGAAAAUACAAUUGAUGACAAAAAAUUAAAAGGUAGAUCCAGAACACUGACCUCAAUGAAAACGGAUAAACUUGAUGCCAUACCAGAAUCAGAGGAUGAUGAAAAAGAAGAGGACACAGUAAAUAUCGAUGAAAUGACGGUUUCAGGGACCACUGCAGAGAACGUCAAAAAUGGUGAAAAGCAAAAUCCACUUGAAAAAGAUGAAGAUCCUGCAGAUGAAUCCAGAGAAGAAAACAACGAUGAAAUGGAUAACCAAGAAAAGAAGGACGACGAUGAUCAGGAUGAAGAUUUAGAAACCCAGAUGAUGAAUGAGUUACAAGAACAGGAGAAACAGAAACUUGAGGAUCCAUUUCCCGAAGAAGACUGGGACACCUUUGUGUUUCAUCAAACUAUAAAUCAACCCGAAAAUCAAGAUAAAGAAAUCAUAUGUGUUGUCAUUGCAAAACGCGAUAUGUUGAGACGAAAUGAUGUUAUGUGUGUUAAUUCGCAUAAUCCAAACGACCUAAGAGAAUGUUUAAGGAAUAAACACGAGAAACUAUUGUCCUUUUUUGUUACUGUUAGCUUUGCAAAAGAACCAGUCGAUAAGAACGAAUGUUUCGUUUUUGUCCCAUAUCAUCAACCCUCGAAGAUGUUAGAUUACGUGAUCAGAAUUCGAUCACAUGAUGGCCAGUGGACAGAUCUACCUCCUCAUGACAUUUCAAAACUUACGUCAGUUCCGGGGGUAAAUUUUAGUGGAAUCACAGUCCAGGGAAAGUUUCCUAUCGGACUGAUAGUUGUUGCACAUGGAAAACCAAUUCGAUAUAAUGUCCCAGAAGGAGGAAUAGCAGUAGAACCUGCAAACGACAGGAACAUAACACUUCUAGUUUCACCUGUAACAUUCAGCAAGGAGACUCAUAUCUCGUGUUUUGCAGAUGAGAUUCUUCCUGAAAGUCUCAGGGCUUACAAGAAACAGAACAUGGAGAUUAAGAAUGUGGCAAGCGUUAGUGCAAGGUUACACUUGGUGUGUGAAAUGUCUACUGAGGACGAACUGUCUGUUAUAUUUUAUGACCUCCUUAGAAAAGCAUCCGAAAAUGAAGAAUCCGACAAUCUCCCAUAUUGUCAAAAGGAGGCUCUUAGCAGGUGCUGGAGACAGCUGGUGAAUGAGCUUACAAUAGAUACACUGGUUGAAAGGAUGGAAGAAUGGGGAAUACGAACAAAUAUACAACUCGGUGGAGAGCAGUUUUCGAUACGUCAGAAAAUCGAGAAUGAAGAAACAUUGGGCGACAAAGCUCGCCUGAUUCUGAAGGAGAUCGAGAAGUGUACAUUGGAGGAUUUUAAUAGUUUUAUUAUUUGUCUUCGCGAGUCCAGUCAACCAUAUCUCGCCAAACUCCUUACAGAUACAGUAGAGAGAAUCAAGAAAGAGCCUAAAACUGCUAGUGCUUUUAUCUUCCUAGGAAAAACUAACAUGAAGAUUCUGGUACGUCGAGAUAAUGGUCCAUGGGUACCCUCUAAUCCUGUGGUUAUUCCUGAAAGGCCAGACGAUCUGGUGGUCGUUCUACCCUCAGGGGGAUGUGAAUUUCAAAUAGUGGUUGUGAACUUGUCUGGUCAUAUCAUGAAGCGAGAUCUCUGUAACUUCGCUGAUGAUAUCAUAAGUAAUGCCAGUGAAAGUCGUACGUCGUUAAUCUGCAGACAACAUUCAACUCGCCCUGAGAAAAUUACUAUCCAGUGUGUUCGCGAGGAAGAUGUUGAGUCCAGAAUAAGGCACUUAAAGGACAAUGGGUACACACUAGGAUUGCAGGAAGACAUUCAAUUUGGGAUGUGUGACGGUGAAACUUUGGAAAUUACUUUUGACCUCAAUAUAGGUCUAGUGGACAUUGGUGAGGAUGGGGUUUUAAGACUCCACUACUUCGAUUACCUGGACACUGCUAGAAUGUUUGGAGAUUUGUUUCUAGUGGAUGAACGUGCCCAGUCUCAGGAACCGCUGUUUUCUGGAGAUCUGUAUUACAAUGUUGGCUCUGUCAAACAGAGGCCUCCAAGAACAGGGUGUUUUAAGAUCACCCUUCCGAAGUCAGCAGCGCCAUAUAUUGACAGAACACCUUUCCGGAUGCUUCAUGUUCAGGUUAUCGCCCUUGCUAAAUACAUCGGUUACCGGGUUGGUCCUCUCGGCAGAGAUAGUGUUCUCCGGUUUGCACAGUCUUUGGUUGACGACGUAGAUUUGCGCAGGCGCCUGUAUGUUAAAGUACGCCGAGUUUGUAGAGGAAAAGACGACAGAGCGCGUUGUGAGAUGUUUAUCAUCAACUGGGCACGGCAACGUCUAAAAUUCGAAGAUAAAGUUGUAUUGCUGCUUGAUGCCCUUUGGUUCGAGCCAGACAUACAAGCGGACGCCAAAGAUUUUGCUCUUGUCUAUUCCAAUUCAGGAAUCCUCUGUGACCAUUAUUUACAAAAAAUGUCGGAAUUUAUAGGAGAGGAGUGGAUAACUUUAGGAAGAAAACUUUGUAUCCCUGAUCGGGACUUGAAUCUUCUCAGAAUAGACUAUAAAGACAAGGCAGUGAGAAACUUUAAACUUUUAGACACUUUCAGGUUUUCUAGAAUCGCCAUUGAACAGGGAACCAGCGUGAUCCGGUUUUUGCUGCGGGCCUGUAAAAGUGCAGGAUGUAGCGCUGGCUUGAUAACGUUUAUUCGGUACAUCGCAGGAAUUUUCAAAGAACUCACCUUUAUGAGACCACAGAGCUGGAUGAGCAUGAGUUCUGCUAUGCCGUCGGUAGAAAUCACGUAAAAA
Messenger RNA from Saccostrea echinata, 3576 nucleotides. RefSeq lists its product as uncharacterized. The record is from RefSeq and is a predicted model, not a curated record. Bases 1 to 3573 code for a protein of 1190 amino acids. The transcript is spliced from 17 exons. NCBI's taxonomy places the organism in Eukaryota, Metazoa, Mollusca, Bivalvia, Ostreida, Ostreidae.